GGAGGGGGCGGGGCCUGCGGUUCCUUCUGGCAAUCCGGUUCAAUGUCGUCUGUGGCCGGAGCGUCUUGAUUCUGGGAGGGGUCCCGGCGAGUCCUGGUUGGAGAGCUGCCCUGUCUGACCAUGGACCCUGAGGUGUCUCUGCUGCUGCUGUGCCCUCCUGGGGGACUGCCCCAGGAGCAGGUAGGGGUGGAGCUGAGCCCAGCCCAUGACCGUCGCCCACUGCCAGGAGGGGACAAGACUAUUGCUGCCAUCUGGGAGAAGCGCCUACAGACCCAGCCCUGGCUCUUUGAUGCCCCCAAGUUCCGCCUGCAUUCAGCCACAUUAGCACCCAGCUCUGCCGGGCCACAGUUGCUCCUGCGCUUGGGUCUGACUUCGUACCGGGACUUCUUAGGCACCAACUGGUCCACUUCAGCCUCUUGGCUCCGACAACAGGGAGCUGUAGAUUGGGGUGACAAGCAAGCCUAUCUGGCAGACCCACUGGGGGUGGGCGCUGUCUUGGUCACUGCAGAUGACUUCCAUAUAUUUUUGCGCCGUUCUCUGCAGGUGGCCGAGGCCCCUGGGCUGGUGGACGUGCCUGGUGGGCACCCUGAGCCUCAGGCCCUGUGCCCUGGUCACAGCCCUCAGCAUAAGGACCUCCGUGGGGAGCUGGUGGUACGUGAGCUGUUCUCCAGUGUCCUACAGGAGAUCUGUGAUGAGGUGAACUUGCCUCUUCUCACCUUGAGUCAGCCCCUGCUCUUGGGCAUUGCUUGCAAUGAGACCAGCGCCGGCAGAGCCAGUGCGGAGUUCUAUGUUCAGUGCAGCCUGACUUCUGAGGAGGUGAGGAACUACUACCUGAGUGGGGGACCCGAGGCACACGAAUCUACAGGAAUCAUCUUUGUGGAAACACAGCGGAUGCAGAGACUGCAGGAGACUGAGAUGUGGUCUGAGCUUUGCCCCUCUGCCAAAGGUGCCAUCCUCCUGUACAAUCGAGUACAGGGAAGUCCUACCUGAGUCUUCCUCGGGUGCAGCCCUAUCAUUGCAGCUCUACAGGCAAUAAAGGACUUUAUUCUUGGA
This is a messenger RNA of Jaculus jaculus (lesser Egyptian jerboa), 1053 nucleotides long. RefSeq names its product nudix hydrolase 22 (gene Nudt22). The transcript is spliced from 6 exons. NCBI's taxonomy places the organism in Eukaryota, Metazoa, Chordata, Mammalia, Rodentia, Dipodidae. The record is from RefSeq and is a predicted model, not a curated record. The coding region runs from base 121 to 990 and encodes 289 amino acids. Gene Ontology annotation, molecular function: GDP-mannose hydrolase activity.